ACUCCUGCUCUGUCUUUAGUCACAUAUGCUGAACAAGUCUCUCAUCGUCCACUCUGCGGCUGUCUUAUAGUUUACCUCCCAUGCUCACCCGGCACCGAGUCUUCAGUCUCCAAAACGUAUAAUCUUCUACUGAGCCAAUCUGUCCAUUAAGAAGCGGCCUCCACAUUUCACACGAUAUCGCCAAUUAAAUUCUGACGGACUGCGCUGGAAACGAGAAACGGAUUUUUCAAUUCAUCACCGGCAGAAGUGCUAGUUUGACAAGCCAGAUCGUAACAAGUACACCCGAAAGACCUACUAUCAGUCACUAUUCCCCCCCCCACCCCCCAAGAGGCUACUUCCAAGUUUUGAAUUUUUUCACUGCAAGCGUGUGCCUGGCACUGACCUGCGAGAAACUUUUUUUGCGCUCCCCCGCGUGUGGUAAAUUUCACACACAGGACUCAUUGAUUGCGGCAUAAAAAGGGGCACGGAGACUAAGAACAUGAUGAGCAAUAAUACGUACUACGACCAGCAGCAGCCGCCUCAGUACUACCAGGGCUCCGAUAACGGGGAAGAACAGGACGAGGAGAUGCCGGCCACAGAAAAGGAUCUAGCGGAAGAUGCUCCUUGGAAGAAGAUCCAACAGAACACCUUCACCAGGUGGUGUAACGAACACCUGAAAUGCAUGAACAAGAGAAUCAACGACCUACAGAAAGACCUCAGCGACGGGCUCAAACUAAUCGGUUUGCUGGAGGUUUUGAGCCAAAAGAAAAUGUACAGAAAGUAUCACGCGAGACCCAACUUCAGACAGAUGAAACUGGAAAAUGUAUCGGUCGCGCUGGAAUUCCUGGAGAGAGAACACAUUAAACUGGUGUCGAUAGACAGCAAGGCCAUCGUGGACGGGAACCUGAAGCUGAUCCUGGGCCUGAUCUGGACGCUGAUCCUGCACUACUCCAUCUCCAUGCCCAUGUGGGAGGACGAGGACGACGAGGACGCCAAGAAGCUGACGCCCAAGCAGCGGCUGCUGGGCUGGAUCCAGAACAAGGUGCCGCAGCUGCCAAUCAACAACUUCCACCGGGACUGGAGGGACGGCAAGGCCCUGGGGGCCCUGGUGGACAACUGCGCCCCCGGUCUGUGCCCCGACUGGGAGACCUGGGACCCCAACCAGCCCGUGGAGAACGCCAGGGAGGCCAUGCAGCAGGCUGACGACUGGCUGGGCGUGCCACAGGUUAUCGCGCCCGAAGAGAUCGUGGAUCCCAAUGUGGACGAGCACUCGGUCAUGACCUACCUGUCCCAGUUCCCCAAGGCCAAGCUCAAACCCGGAGCUCCACUGCGGGCCAAAACACUGCACCCUAAAAGGGCCAGGGCCUACGGGCCAGGUAUCGAACCCCGUGGAAACAUUGUCCUGAAGCUGGCCGAGUUCACCGUGGAAACGGUGGAGGCUGGGCUUGGUGAGGUCAUCGUGUACGUGGAGGACCCGGAGGGACACACGGAGGAGGCCAGAGUCGUUGCCAACAAUGACAAGAAGCGAACCUACACUGUGACCUACAUGCCCAAGGUGGAAGGCCUUCACAAGGUGACUGUGCUCUUUGCAGGGCAGGAUAUAGACAGGAGCCCCUUCAUGGUCAACGUCUCCAAGGCGAUGGGAGACCCCAACAAGGUGUCGGCCCGCGGGCCGGGCCUGGAGCCCGUGGGCAACGUGGCCACCAAGCCCACGUACUUCGACAUCUACACCGCAGGUGCCGGGGCGGGAGACGUGGGCGUGGUCAUCGUCGACUCCCAGGGCCGGAGGGACACGGUGGAGAUCCUUCUGGAAAACAAGGGGGACAGCAUUUUUCGCUGCACCUACCGGCCCAUGCUGGAGGGGCCCCACACCGUCUACAUCACGUUCGCGGGCCAGCAGAUCCCCCGAAGCCCCUACACCGUCAACAUCUCUGAGGCCCCGCCUAGCGCCCUGCCGGCCGGUACUCCGGUUCAGAUAAUCCCCCAGUCUAUUCGCACUCCGCCCACCGAAAAGACCAAGAAAAUCCCGCCCCCAACGCCGCCUAAACCCAGACGACCAACCAGCAACCCCAAUGCCUGCAGGGCUACGGGGCGCGGCCUGCAGCCCAAGGGCAUCCGGGUGAAGGAGGUGGCCGACUUCAAGGUCUUCACCCGAGGAGCCGGGACCGGGGAGCUCAAGGUCACGGUGAAGGGCCCAAGAGGCGGAGAGGAGCCCGUGACGGUGCGCGACGUCGGCGACGGCGUUCACGAGUGCGAUUACUACCCCGUCGUACCCGGGAAGUACACCAUCGUCAUCACCUGGGCAGGACACACCAUUCCACGCAGCCCCUUUGAGGUGGAGGUGAGCGAGGAGGCGGGGCUUCAGAAGGUCCGAGCCUGGGGUCCGGGCUUGGAGACGGGGAUGGUGGGAAAGUCGGCCGACUUCGUUGUGGAGGCCAUCGGCACAGAGGUGGGGACUCUGGGCUUCUCCAUCGAGGGCCCGUCCCAGGCCAAGAUCGAGUGCGACGACAAGGGCGACGGCUCCUGCGACGUGCGCUACUGGCCCACGGAGCCCGGCGACUACGCCGUGCACGUCAUCUGCGACGACGAGGACAUCAAGGACAGCCCCUACAUGGCCCACAUCCUCCCAGCGGCCAACGACGUCUUCCCCGAGAGGGUCAAGGCCUACGGUCCGGGUCUGCAGCCCACCGGCUGUAUCGUGAACAAACGGGCCGAGUUCACCAUCGACGCUCGCGGAGCCGGGAGAGGUCAGCUGAGGAUCUACGCCCAGGAUGCCGAGGGCUUCCCCAUCGACAUCCAGAUCACGGACAAGGGCGACGGCACCUUCAUCUGCGUCUACAUCCCCACCAAGCCCAUCAAACACACCAUCAUCAUCACCUGGGGUGAAGUCAACAUUCCCAACAGCCCCUUCAGGGUGAGCAUUGGGGAGGGCAGCCACCCGGAGAACGUUAGGGUGUACGGCCCUGGGGUGGAGAAGAGCGGGCUGAAGGCCAACGAGCCCACCUACUUCACCGUGGACUGCAGCGAGGCGGGGCAGGGUGAUGUCAGCAUCGGGAUCAAGUGCGCCCCCGGCGUGGUGGGCCCGGCCGAGGCCGACAUCGACUUCGACAUCAUCAAGAACGACAACGACACCUUCACCGUGAAGUACACGCCCCCCGGGCCCGGGCGCUACACCAUCAUGGUCCUGUUCGCUGACCAGGAAAUACCCAUCAGCCCCUUCAGGAUCAAGGUGGACCCCUCCCACGACGCGGCCAAGGUGCGGGCGGAGGGUCCCGGGCUGAACAAGACGGGUGUGGAGGUUGGCAAGCCCACCCACUUCACCAUCUACACCAAAGGGGCGGGCAAGGCCAAGCCGGACGUGCAGUUCGCCGCCGUGCUGAAGGGCGAGGCCGUCCGAGACUUCGAGAUCAUCGACAACCACGACUACUCGUACACCGUCCGAUACACGGCGGUGCAGCAGGGAAACAUGACAAUCUCGGUCUCACAUGGGGGCGAUCCCAUUCCCAAGAGCCCCUUCAAUAUCACCGUAGCCCCCGCCAUGGAUCUCAACAAGGUCAAAGUUCAAGGGCUGAACAACAAGGUCGAUGUGGGAAAGGAUCAGGAGUUCUCAAUCAACACGCGGGGCGCCGGAGGACAGGGUCACGUGGACGUGAAGAUCACCUCGCCCUCGCGCCGGCCAAUCCCGUGCAAGCUGGAGUCGAGCGCGGCCAAUGACUUUCACACGGUGAAGUACAUUCCGCCAGAGGAGGGGCCCUACAAGGUGGACAUCGGCUACGACGGGAACCCCAUUCCUGGGAGCCCCUUCACCGUGGAGGGGGUCAUGCCUCCCGACCCCUCAAAGGUGCGCGCGUAUGGCCCAGGCCUGAAGGGAGGAUUUGUGGGUAAACCGGCGCCCUUCGCCAUCGACACCAAGGGGGCGGGCACGGGGGGGCUGGGCCUGACGGUCGAGGGUCCCUGCGAGGCCAAGAUCGAGUGCCAGGACAACGGCGACGGCUCGUGCUCCGUGUCCUACCUGCCGACGGAGCCCGGCGAGUACGCCAUCAACAUCCUGUUCGCCGAGGCGCACAUCCCCGGCUCGCCCUUCAAGGCCGUCAUCCAGCCGGUCUUCGACCCCAGCAAGGUCACGGCGAGCGGCCCGGGCCUGGAGCGCGGCAAGGUGGACGAGGCCGGCUCCUUCACCGUGGACUGCUCCAAGGCCGGCGAGGCCGAGCUCACCAUCGAGAUCAUCUCGGACACGGGGGCCAAGGCCGAGGUGCACAUCCAGAACAACGCCGACGGCACCUACUCCAUCACCUACAUCCCGCCCUUCCACGGCACCUACACCAUCACCAUCAAGUACGGGGGGCACGCCGUGCCCAAGUUCCCCGCCCGCCUGCAGGUGGACCCCGCCGUCGACACCAGCGGGAUCAAGGUCUACGGACCCGGGGUUGAGCCCAGAGGCGUCCUGCGCGAAGUCGCCACGCACUUCGUGGUCGACGCUCGCGUCCAGAGCAAGACCGGGGGCGGCCACGUGAAGGCCCGGAUCGUCAACCCCUCAGGCAGCAACACGGACGCCUACAUCACCGAAAAGGGCGACGGGACUUACCAAGUGGAGUACACUACAUACGAGGACGGCAUACACCUGAUCGAGGUCCUGUACGAUGACGUCGCUGUCCCCAAGAGUCCCUUCAGGGUCAUGGUCACGGAGGGCUGUGACCCCACCCGUGUGCGUGCGUACGGCCCCGGCCUCGAGGAGGGCCUGGUCAACAAGCCCAACCGCUUCACCGUGGAGACCAGGGGUGCUGGCACCGGAGGUCUGGGUCUGGCCAUUGAGGGUCCAUCGGAGGCCAAGAUGUCCUGCAAAGACAACAAGGACGGCAGCUGCAGCGUGGAGUACAUCCCCUUCACCCCCGGGGACUACGACGUCAACAUCACCUUCGGAGGACUGGCCAUCCCAGGCAGUCCGUUUCGCGUGCCAGUGAGGGAGCUGGUGGACCCGAGCAAGGUGAAGUGCUCGGGCCCGGGGCUGGGGAGCGGGGUGCGAGCCCACGUCCCGCAGACCUUCACCGUGGACUGCAGCAAGGCGGGCCUGGCCCCUCUGGAGGUGCAGCUGCUGGGACCUACAGGAGCGGCCGAGCCUCUCAGCAUCAACGACAACGGUGACGGUACGCACACCGUGAACUACACCCCCGCCAAGGACGGCCCGUACACCGUGUCCGUCAAGUACGCCGACCAGGAGGUUCCGCGCAGUCCGUUUAAGGUGAAGGCGCUGCCCGCUCACGAUGCCAGCAAGGUGCGUGCCAGCGGGCCCGGUCUCAACGCCUCCGGGGUGCCCGCCAGCCUGCCCGUGGAGUUCACCAUCGACGCCCGCGACGCCGGGGAGGGGCUUCUGACAGUGCAGAUCCUGGAUCCAGAGGGUCGCACGCAGCAGGACUCGAUUUUUGUGGAGGACUGGGGAAGGAGGGUGUGGGAGAGACACAUUGUAAAGGGGACCCUCCCAUCCCCCCUUCUUAAGAAAGGCUGCGAUCCAGAGGGGAAGCCGAAGAAGGCCAACAUCCGGGACAACCGAGACGGGACCUACACCGUGUCCUACGUGCCGGACAUGACGGGACGCUACACCAUCACCAUCAAGUACGGGGGCGACGAGAUCCCCUACUCCCCCUACCGAAUCCACGCCCUGCCCACCGGGGACGCCAGCAAGUGCCUGGUCACAGUGUCUAUUGGAGGACAUGGAUUGGGUGCGGGUCUUGGCCCCACCAUUCAGAUCGGCGAAGAGACGGUCAUAACCGUGGACGCGAAGGCUGCUGGGAAGGGCAAGGUGACCUGCAAGGUGUCGACCCCCGACGGGGGGGAGCUGGACGUGGACGUGGUGGAGAAUUCCGACGGAACCUUCGACAUCUACUACACGGCCCCCAAGCCGGGAAAAUACGUCAUCACCAUCCGCUUCGGCGGAGAGCACAUCCCAAACAGCCCCUUCCACGUUGUGGCAUGUGACACCAUUCCUAUAGUCGAGGAACCAUGUGACAAGCUGCAGUUACAUCAGCCCUACGCUCCGUACCAGGGCUUCCCCCCUCACUGGGCCACGGAGGAGCCGGUCGUUCCCGUGGACACCAUGGAGCCCAUGCUCCGCCCCUUCAGCCUGGUCAUACCCUUCACGGUGCAGCAGGGUGAGAUCACAGGCGAGGUUCGCAUGCCUUCGGGAAAGACGGCCCGUCCUCACAUCACGGACAACAAGGACGGGACAGUGACCGUAAAAUACGCCCCCACAGAGAAGGGCUUGCACGAGAUGGACAUCAAGUAUGAAGGCAACCACAUUCCAGGGAGCCCGCUGCAGUUCUACGUCGACGCCAUCAACAGUCGUCACGUGACGGCGUACGGGGCCGGGCUGAGCCAUGGCAUGGUUAACAAGCCCGCUACCUUCACCAUCGUCACCAAGGAGGCGGGAGAAGGUGGUCUGUCUCUGGCUGUGGAAGGUCCAUCCAAGGCGGAGAUCACCUGCAAGGACAACAAAGACGGCACCUGCACCGUCUCGUACCUGCCCACCGCACCUGGCGACUACAACAUCAUCGUCAAGUUCGACGAUAAGCACAUCCCAGGCAGCCCUUUCACUGCCAAGAUCACAGGUGAUGACUCCAUGAGGACCUCACAGCUCAACGUUGGCACGGCAACAGACGUCUCUUUGAAGAUCACAGAGACGGACCUGAGCUCACUGGCAGCCAGCAUAAGAGCCCCAUCAGGGAACGAGGAGCCGUGUCUGCUUAAGAGACUGCCCAAUCGGCACAUCGGGAUCUCCUUCACCCCCAAGGAGGUGGGCGAGCACGUGGUGAGCGUUAAAAAGCAGGGGAAGCACGUGACCAACAGCCCCUUCAAGAUCAUGGUGGGCCAGUCGGAGAUCGGGGACGCCAGCAGGGUCAAGGUGUACGGGAAGGGCCUGGUGGAGGCGCACACCUUCGAGGUGGCCGAGUUCAUCGUGGACACCAGGAGCGCAGGCUACGGAGGUCUAGGCCUGUCGAUCGAGGGUCCGAGCAAAGUGGACAUAAACUGUGAGGACAUGGAGGAUGGGACGUGCAAGGUCACGUACUGCCCCACUGAACCCGGCACCUACAUCAUCAACAUCAAGUUUGCCGACCAGCAUGUUGCAGGAAGUCCGUUCACGGUGAAGGUGACCGGAGAAGGAAGGAUGAAGGAGAGCAUCACCAGGAAGAGGCAGGCGCCCUCCAUCGCCACCGUGGGGAGCACCUGCGACCUCAACCUCAAAAUCCCAGGGAACUGGUUUCAGAUGGUGUCGGCCCAGGAGCGUCUGACGCGCACCUUCACGCGCAGCAGCCACACGUACACGCGCACGGAGCGCACGGAGAUCAGCAAGACGCGCGGCGGCGAGACCAAGCGGGAGGUGCGCGUGGAGGAGAGCACGCAGGUCGGCGGCGGGGGCGGCGGCGGCGGCGGCAGCGGCGGGGGCCCCUUCCGAAACGUCUUCGGAGACUUCCUGGGCCGGGAGAGCAUGGGCGCCUUCAGCACCUCAGUCCCGCCCAGACAAGAGGGUGAGACGGGCACACAGGAGAUGACGGCCCAGGUGACCAGCCCGGGGGGCAAGACGGAGGACGCCGAGAUCAUCGAGGGGGAGGACAGCACCUACAGUGUGCGCUUCGUGCCCCAGGAGAUGGGGCCCCACACCGUCAGCGUCAAGUACAGGGGCCAGCACGUGCCCGGCAGCCCCUUCCAGUUCACCGUGGGGCCCCUGGGAGAGGGCGGGGCCCACAAGGUCCGGGCCGGGGGCACCGGGCUGGACCGGGGCGUCGCCGGCGUUCCAGCGGAGUUCAGUAUCUGGACUCGCGAGGCGGGAGCAGGGGGUCUGUCUAUCGCCGUGGAGGGGCCCAGCAAGGCGGAGAUCUCCUUCGAGGACAGGAAGGACGGAUCCUGCGGGGUCACCUACGUUGUUCAGGAGCCUGGUGAUUACGAGGUGUCAAUCAAGUUCAACGACGAGCACAUCCCCGAUAGCCCCUUCAUCGUCCCCAUCGCCACGCUUUCGGACGACGCGCGACGGCUCACCGUCACCAGCCUCCAGGAAAAGGUUCUGAAGGUGCACCAGGAAGCGUCCUUCGCUGUGCAGCUGAACGGCGCUCGGGGCGUGAUCGACGCCAAGGUGCACACGCCCUCCGGCGCUGUGGAGGAGUGCUUCGUCACCGAGCUGGACAGCGACAAACACGCGAUCCGCUUCAUCCCGCGGGAGAACGGCGUUCACUCCAUCGACGUCAAGUUCAACGGCUCCCACAUCCCCGGCAGCCCCUUCAAGAUCCGCGUGGGGGAGCCGGGGCAGGCGGGGGACCCGGGGAUGGUGACCGCGUUCGGGCCCGGCCUGGAGGGAGGCACCACAGGCGUGGCUUCGGAGUUCAUCGUGAACACCUGCAACGCGGGCCCAGGGGCGCUGUCCGUCACCAUCGACGGUCCGUCCAAGGUGAAGAUGGACUGCAUCGAGUGUCCAGAGGGGUACAAGGUGACGUACACGCCCAUGGCCCCCGGCAGCUAUCUCAUCACCAUUAAGUACGGGGGGCCCCAGCACAUCGUGGGCAGCCCCUUCAAAGCCAAAGUCACAGGAGCGCGGCUGUCCGGGGGGCACAGCCUGCACGAAACCUCGUCCGUUCUCGUGGAAACCGUCACCAAGACGUCGUCCACCAGGGGCGGGGCCUUCGCCUCCCUGCCCAAGUUCUCCUCAGACGCCAGUAAGGUGGUGUCCCGGGGCACCGGCCUCUCCAAAGCCUUCGUGGGACAGAAGAACACCUUCACGGUAGACUGCAGUAAAGCAGGGACAAACAUGCUGAUGGUGGGGGUUCACGGGCCCAAGACCCCGUGUGAGGAGGUGUACGUCAAGCACAUGGGCAACAGGAUGUACAACGUCACGUACACGGUGAAGGAGAAGGGCGACUACAUCCUCAUCGUCAAGUGGGGGGACGACAACGUGCCGGGCAGCCCUUACCACGUCACCGUACCCUAAAAUCACCCCCGCCGCCCCCCGUCUCUCCCCCUCCUUUACCACAGACUGCACACCCUAAUGGACCUAACACCUGGGGCGCACUAAGAAUCGCAGACAUUUUUUUGAUCUCUCUCUUGGAAAAAAGAAAAAAGACAAAAUAUUCUCUUCCGGUAUCCAGUGCCAAAUCUGCGUGUUAGCCUUAGAGCAUGCUCGUAGCGAGAAAGAACAGCAGAGUUCCGUGCCAAUCACUUUAAUUGCACCUCACGGUUCUUUUUGUAAGGUCAGCCCCCUCCCAACAUGGUUUUUUCUUUUGUGCUGGAAUUUAAAAAAAUAUUUUUUUUUGAUUAUAGACAACUGUACGAUGAGGAAGGAAGGAGGAUCCUUUUUUUUAUGCAGGUAAAGUCUCGCCUGUUUUCGGUGUACGUGUGAAGGAACUAACUGAAUCAGCUGUGGCUUUUUUCACCUUGUUGCCUUUAGAAUGAAAAUUUGCAAAGUGCCUUUUUUUACUGUCAGAUUACACACACACACACACACGCAUGCUCCCACACACAGACACACACAGACACACACACACACACACACACACACAUGCUCUCUCACUCACGCACACCCACACACACAAACAUGGGGAAAACUAGUGAUCAACACCACUUCCAAAAGCUGUCAAGAGUCAAGAACGGACAAAAAUAAUUGGAAUUUAUUUAUUUAGUUUUUUAAUUACCUUUUCAGGACAGGACUUUUUCUUUAUUUUUAAUGGAAAAAGAAAAUCAGAAAGCUCAGUAAAACAAUCUCCAUGAUCAAAAUGCUGAACAUUGAGAUUUCCUGUGUGAUACUGUAACCCAGGGUUAAGUAACCUGAUUGGUCAGGAGACUUUUGUAAAAAGACAGCAGUGGUUUCUUAUGUGAAUGUUAAAACAGACUUUGAAAUUUAAAAGCAGUAUUGAGUGACAUUUUAUAGUGUUUUUGUAUGUAUUAAAAUGAAAAAAUGUACUUGUUUGAUAUAUUAACAUGCUGUUUGGUAAGAAUGUGCAGACAUAAUAAACUUUUAACUGCUAACUUGCCAUGAAAAAAAAAA
Anguilla anguilla (European eel) is the source of this 10003-nucleotide messenger RNA. It is a transcript of the gene flncb, whose product is annotated as filamin C, gamma b (actin binding protein 280). The record is from RefSeq and is a predicted model, not a curated record. Gene Ontology annotation, biological process: actin cytoskeleton organization. The coding region runs from base 479 to 8950 and encodes 2823 amino acids. The transcript is spliced from 50 exons. Gene Ontology annotation, molecular function: actin filament binding. Lineage: Eukaryota; Metazoa; Chordata; Actinopteri; Anguilliformes; Anguillidae.